AUGGAGUCUGCGGGCUCUCAAGCUGUCAACCGCCUGUCGCCCUCCCCAGCCCGUGGUGAUGUGGGCCCGUCCGCCACGCUCCGCCCGGAGCGCAACAGCAUCGUGCCGCCCUACUGGCAGCGGCAGGACCGGAACGACAGUCGUCUGAGCUGGAAUUCGGUGGAGAACGGCUCUCGUCCGACGCCGAUACGGCUCGAAGACCACACCGACGAGGGCUCGGAGCAGUGCAAAGCGCUCUGGGCGAAACAUGUCUCCAUAGAAGAUUACGUGAUUGUGAGUGGCACCGCGCCCGGCUUGGGGGCCUACGUCGUCUGGAACAUCACCGUCGAGACCCUGGAUGGAGGUCCCAUGAAGAUCAUCAAGAGAUACUCUGAAUUCGAAAGCCUGCACCACAAGCUGGUCACAACGUUCCCCCAUGCAGUGGGCUCCAUCCCGCCACUGCCACCCAAGUCCGUCGUCUCGCGCUUCCGCCCGAGGUUUCUAGAAAGACGCAGAAUCGGCCUCUCCUACUUCCUGAAUUGCAUAUUGCUCAACCCGGAGUUUGCGGGCUCGCCAGUCCUCAAGGAGUUUUUGUUCUCAUAA
Molecule: messenger RNA, 582 nt
Organism: Trematosphaeria pertusa
Lineage: Eukaryota; Fungi; Ascomycota; Dothideomycetes; Pleosporales; Trematosphaeriaceae
Product: Phox-like protein
Exons: 5
Coding region: 1-582 (193 amino acids)
Cellular component (GO): endosome
Molecular function (GO): phosphatidylinositol-3-phosphate binding
Source: RefSeq, a predicted model, not a curated record